Messenger RNA from Cyprinodon tularosa, 3067 nucleotides. RefSeq lists its product as uncharacterized. Lineage: Eukaryota; Metazoa; Chordata; Actinopteri; Cyprinodontiformes; Cyprinodontidae. The coding region runs from base 182 to 2977 and encodes 931 amino acids. The record is from RefSeq and is a predicted model, not a curated record. The transcript has 13 exons.
UUUUCGGGCUUAUUUGGAGGAAGGUACACAUAUCAAAGGGCCUCCUUUCACUCACUGUUAGACCCAGGAGCAAUAUUUCUUAUUCCUUCAGGACAAUCCCGCCCACUGUCACCUCUGAGCUGCAUAUAAGACAGCAGAACGGACCUGUUGAUAAGAACCUGGUGUCAAGACAAGCCUGACCAUGCGGUGUAAAGUCCUCAUCUUUGUUGUGCUCCUGGAUCUCAUAAAACAUGCUUCUUCUGAUGAAAUUCAGGCCAACCCGAACACAAAUGCAACCCUGCCUUGCAACAUCACCUUCCAAGGAAAUACAUUAAAUGUAUCUCUGAUCAGAGUCAGGUGGACAAGAAAUGCCUCGAGCAUUGCCAUGUUUGGAGGAGCAGAGGAGCAAAUUAAGGAGGGAUUCAGCUGGGAUCCCACUAAUUUCACCAAUGGGGACUUUUCACUAACCAUCAUGAGGGCCAGUCUCAGUCUGCAGGGGGUAUAUGAAUGCAAAGUUAGUUACAACUCCGAAGAUCUUCCCUCCACUAAUGUUACAUUUAGUAUUGUAGCGCCCCCUACGGUCUCUGUGCCUCAGAAGUGGGUUCUGUUAGAAAAAGAGACCGAGUUUGAGUGCUUUGCAAGUGGCUUCUGUCCCCCACCAGUGUUUUUUUCCUGGAGCAUAGAAGAACAAGUGAUAAAGCCUCCAAUACAGGUGGACGGCGAGCCUGGUCCUGAUGGAUUCUACACAGCUGUGGACAAACUGACCAACUUCUACCCUUCCAAAGAAAACCAGAAUGCCACCUUUAGCUGCAAAGUAUCACACAGUGGCAGCGAUCAUGAGCUAGAUUUCCAUCUCAAUGUCACCAAUCUCCCUUCUGUCAGACUCUCAGUUGUGCAGACUCGUUCCAGCAAUGCUCCUCUCACUCUUUACUGUGAUGUGGAGAGUUUCUACCCAGAAGAAGCAUCUGUGUCCUGGUUCCAGAAUGGCACAAUGCUUCCUGACCCUCCAGUUACCAACCAGAACAAUGAUCGGACCUACACAACCAGGCGGUAUUUCACUUUGAGUCCAGAGCAGAGGCAGCAAAGGGGCACGGUUGAGUGUGCGGUGAACCAACCAGGGGUGGUGGAUCCAGUCAGCACAUCAGCAGACCUGGAAAAACUGGAUCCUCAGGAUGAAGCUCCUGUGUUAACAAACGCAGCCAAAGCAUCCGUGGCUAUGAUGUGUAUCUCUAUUGUGUUGGUCUUCCUGCUUUGUUUCGGCUUUUCUUGGAGUAGAAGAGACGAGAAACAGAAGUCACUCACGGUGUCAAGAAUCAUCCUCCCGCCCCGUGUCAUUGUGGGUCAAAAGGGGAGGGUGAGCGUCAGCAUCGAGGGCAGACGGGUGGACAGGGUGCAGACCACAUGGUUUCUCAAUGACACUCCCAUCAGUGACACCUCACUUACAGGGACUUCCAGGUCUAACUUUAAUUGCCUUUACACUCCCCUAACCACCAUCCAUCUCCCCUCUGGUCUAACUCUCACCUCCCCAGCUUCAGAGAAAGGUCCUCUCCUGACCUCUAGAGGAGAGAUGGGGUACUACAAGCUGCACACUCAGGGGCCACUCCACUCCUCUGGGAAGGGGUCUCACCUGAUCUCCGCUCUCACCUUCGUCCCCCAAAUAUCUCUGCACAAGGGUGCUGUCUUUAAGUGUCAUGUUUCCUAUGUGGGCAAGGACAAGAUUGUGGAGGAAAGAGUGUCAGAGAGGUUUACUAUACUCUCUCCUCCAGAGGUUUCUGAGAUACAGCUGGCAGACACAGAAAAUAACCCAGAUGUCAUCAGCAUGACAGUUCGGGCGACACAGUUUCACCCAGAUGUCAUCACCUUCCGCUGGUUCUGUCAGGGCGGGGAGCUCAGCCCCGUGGCUUCCAAGGCCUCGUCGUCACCUCGGCCUAAUUCAGAGGGCUUCUUCUCCGCCUUCAGUCAGUGCAAACUUCCCCGGAGUGAGGUGGAAAAGGGAGCUACCAAGGUGUGGGUGAGCGUGCACCACAUCGCCCUGAAGCAGCCGAUCACCCGUGAGACUAGAGGCUUCAUCAAAAGACCAUGUGUGUCUGACCUCAUCAGCUUCACCAAUGCCUCUGAUCAGACCUUCAGUCUGGGAUGUGAGAUUACAGAUUUCUACCCCCCAAACAUUUCAGUCACUUGGCUGAAGCUUAGAGGUGGGGAGGAAGAUGACAGAGAAGAGGAGGUGAUAGAGGGAGGAGAGCUUUGGGGCCCCAUACAAACUCAACCCAGACUCUUCAGAGCAACAGCUACGCUAAAGAGAAAACCAAACCCUCAGGAGAAAAGGGACAAAGCGGGUGGUGUCACUUGUAGAGUCCAGCAUUGCUCCCUCAAAGAGCCAAUAGUGAAACACUGGAGAAACGGGGAAAAUGCUGCUCCGACCAUUCCUCCAUCGGUUUCAGUUUGUUGGAGCAGCGAAGGUGUUGGGGUGUUCUCCAUCGUGCUGAAAAGAGGGCAUCCAAAGGCCAAAAUACUCUGGGCAGCGGGGGGGCAUACACUCUCACCAUUAGUGUCCAGUGAGACAGAGGAGAUAGGAGAUGAUGGACAGAGAGAGCUGAAAAGUGUCUGCGCCCUGGAGAAGUCCACAAGUCUCCCAAGUUUACCUGAAAAGCUGUCAGAGAGACGCAGGAGUAGCCAAGCAAUAAAAACAAAAGCUGCCGUCACAGACCCCGACUCUGAAGAGAUACAAUACAUUGAUGAGAAAGUGGAUGGAGACAAUAAAGACAUGGACAGAUAUGAGGAAACUAUAUCAGAAGAGGAGGAGGAGGAGGACAGUUACAAAGAAGCAAAGGCCGACACAAGCGCGCUCCACAUCAACAAGGUCAACCUGAGGGCGGAUCUCAGAGAGAGCGAGAAGUCGUGCCUGAGAGUGUGUGUGGAGAUCACACACCCUGCACUCCACAUUCCAGUUUAUCGAACCUGGACAGAGGCCAAUGAGGAAAUUUCAUCCUCCGCAUGAAGAAGACCCUCAACAUAACUUCCUUAUUUUCCUUCACUUCUACUGUAUCUAAUAUUUAUCUACAAGACAUAACAUAAAUCACAUUAUGCA